CCUGUUUACGUUCGAACAAUGUAGGUCAUUUUAGGUCGUAUAUUUUUACAGGUCAUGUUUCUUGUGACUUUUCGAUUCUGGGAAAUACCAUUCCGUUUGAAUUUGAAUUUUCAAUGCCGUAGGUAAUGUUUUAGGAAUACUGCUGUACUGGAAUCGAUCGGGUGUCGAGUAAUUCGUUGUUCCCAUUUGAUUUGAAGAUGGCUAAACGACAGACUGGUGGAAAGUCAGAAAUGGGUAAAUCUGAUAAAACAAACUUUGAAUACAACCAUUUUGUUGUGCUACAGGAAGCUUACAAUGGUUUGCAACGAGAGUUUUUGGACCUUAAAAAGCUCUUUAUUGGAAAUGAGCAACAAAAAUUGGAAAUGGAAGAACAGUACUUGCUGUUGCGCCAGUCAUACGAAGACUUGCAGAUACAAUCUCAAGAGCAGCAAGCAAAACUUGUAGAAAACUUAGAGAAAAGUUAUGAUGCAUACAAUGAAAAAUUUAUGAAAGUCGAGGAACUGGAGAAACAGCUAGAUCAGUGCAACAAGAAUCUAGAAGAAAUUAAUGAGCAAAACAAAAAUAAGGCAGGGUCCAUACAAGAUCAAAUAAAUCAAGUAAAUUUCCAAAGAAAAAUGUUUGAAGAAGCUGUACAAUCUUCUCUUGCGAAUGUUGGCUUAACUCUUGUUGCAGAGAAUGACCAAUUGGAGGUUAAGUUGCUCGAUCACAAAAGGCUGCAACACCUACUUCCUGGUUAUAAUAAUGAUGGCGGUCCUAAUAGUACCGCAAAAGACAAAAAAAUAGCCAGUCUUGAACAAGCCAAUGCUUACCUGCAACAAACACUGUUAUCCCUCAAGGACUUUUCGGGAAAACAGCAAGAAGAGUUGACAAGAACAAAUGAUAUGCUCCAGAAAAAAACGGAAGAAUGUGUGAACUUGAGAAAAGGAGUUAAAAAUAAUAGUACUACAAAAGAUGAAAAAUUAGCCAGCCUUGAACAAGGCAAUGCUUUCCUGCAACAAACACUGUUGUCCCUCAGGGAGUUUUCAGGAAAACAGCAAGAAGAGUUAACAAGAACAAACGAUAUGCUCCAGAAAAGAACGGAAGAAUGUGUGAACUUGAGAAAAGGAAGUCAAAGACAAAGACAAGGUGAAGGAACUAUCUCAGUGCAUACAAAAACUCUCCGAAGUAUAAUGUAUGGCUUGUCGGAAAUGUCCGAGUUUGUUGUUGGUUUGAAGAAAACCAUUUGCGACCAGAACUCUUGGAUCGAUAUGCUUGUUGAAGCACUGACCGAGUAUAGAAAAUCUCAACUGUCUAAGGAAGAUGCGAACAAAGCCGCAGUUUCUGAUGCUUCCUUACCUAAGAACAAAGUACUAGGCUCAAAUACAGUGAAUCGCCCUAGUAACUCUGCACAAAAUUUUUCUAAUGGCAAGAAAAAAAAGCCAAAGAAGAAAACCAAGGAUUCUGGACACAAAGUUGAAGAUAAACCACCUGAUAAUGUCUCAGGAGUUGCUUCUGGGAAUAGUGUCAUUUUAACUGAUCAUCAAACGGGGCAUCCUGGUGACGUGCUCUUAUCAGGUGAGAUAGAGGACAAUGAAAAGCUCGAAGAGUUUGGAGAAUUCAUAGUUGUGCACUCCAAACGACGCUCGGCCGUUGCUCAAGGAGCUCGAAUUGAUAAUGCAAACAGCGCCAGCGGUCAAUCACAUGCGCGCUCACCUUUUUUGUCACUGCAGCCCGAUGGCAGAACUUCAAAGAACAGGAAACCCAUGUCAUUACACCAUCAAGUUCAGGGGAUGUCCAUCUCAGGUAUGGACAGUGGGAGAAAAACAUGGGCACAUUUUAAUAGUGAUUUUGCUGGGCAGAAUCAUCGAGCUUCGGAUAAUGACAUGUCGAAGAAGGAGCAGGUUACAGUCUCUGACGAAAUGUGCCCCAUGUGUAACAAAAUUUUUGACAGAUCAUGCGAUUUAGAUGAACGGAGAAGUCAUAUAAACAGUCAUUUUGAAAGUUAAUGGUGACAUUUCGUAUUUCUCAUUAGAAGGAGCAAUAUCAAAACUGCUAUGUUGGAUAUGAAUCACCUGGUAAUUAUAUUCAUCAGCUUCUCAUACAUCAACUACUUGCGGUGAUUAUCAGUCUACUAAUGACCCAUUUACUGCCAUUUUUACACACAAAUACGUUGAAUAUGGUAUUCAUGUACACAUGCACUAUUCAUCACACAGUUUUGUCUCAUUGGAUAUCACAGAAUCAUCCAAUCAAGACAAGGAACAGUUUUUCGCUGUAUUGUAAAUUGAUCACUUUGGUUAAAAACGAUCAUACAACAGUAGCUACAUUUACUUAAAGCGCUUAGUUCGAAAAACUUUUAUUAGGUCGUAUUCGGCUGCGAUCGUAGACAGAGAUAAAUAAUUAAAUGGAGUAUUCUUGUUACAUUUUAUUGUUCAUACCGUGUUGUUGACUUGUAUCAUACGUAAUUUUUAAAAAUCAAAGGAACCUGGAUAUAAAAGACGAGCUUGCUAAGUUAUUAUACUGUAACUACAGAUUCAUUGCAAAAUUUUUAAGUGCUUAACGCCUCAGAUUAACUAACUGAAUUUUUUAGUUAUAAAUACAUGUAUAUAUAUACAAUUUU
Molecule: messenger RNA, 2596 nt
Organism: Dendronephthya gigantea
Lineage: Eukaryota; Metazoa; Cnidaria; Anthozoa; Malacalcyonacea; Nephtheidae
Product: probable E3 ubiquitin-protein ligase bre1
Exons: 5
Coding region: 198-1985 (595 amino acids)
Source: RefSeq, a predicted model, not a curated record